AUGCGGUUGACACAACCUAUUAGAACUUUCACUUUAGGUUUUUAAUUAAUUAAUUUAAUUUAAAUACACAUAAUGGUCCAAAAGCAAAGUGGAACUGAUAAAUCAUCAAAAGUUCAUAGCGUUAGUUUUUCAGAACUCAUCAAAUUAGGUUUCAGUAAAAAUGCAGAAUGGCCUGACGAUGAAAUUUUUCUCGAUUGGAUUUAUUGGAGUCGUCAAGUCGUUGGAUUGCUCUUUGGAUUAAUUUGGGGCCUCAUACCAUUGACUGGUUUCAUCGGACUUGCAUUAUUCGGAAUUUGCUCUUGUGGUUACGUUUAUUUGUACUGUUCAGCUUUUGGUGUCGACGACGAAGCAUAUGGUGGCAUCUAUGAAAUCAUAAAAGAAGGAUUUAUGACAAACUUUGCUAGUUUCCUUGUAGCAUGGAUCAUUACUUACUCUUCGGUACAUUGGGACGAACUGCUAGUCGAGAGAUUAUAAAAAAUCAUAAAAUUACUCAAUCAUUGAUUCAUUAUUCGAUAAAAACAAAAAGACAAAUAAAAACUCAUGUUGAGCAAUGAAAAUAUAAAAAAAAAUCCU
This is a messenger RNA of Clunio marinus, 573 nucleotides long. NCBI's taxonomy places the organism in Eukaryota, Metazoa, Arthropoda, Insecta, Diptera, Chironomidae. The record is from the annotation of a GenBank genome assembly.